This is a messenger RNA of Cooperia oncophora, 1065 nucleotides long. NCBI's taxonomy places the organism in Eukaryota, Metazoa, Nematoda, Chromadorea, Rhabditida, Trichostrongylidae. The record is from the annotation of a GenBank genome assembly.
AUGUCAUUGUCCGAAAAGGAGAUUAGUGUCGGCUUCAUCGGAUAUCCGAACGUUGGGAAGUCAUCGAUAGUGAAUACAUUGCGAAAGAAAAAAGUAUGCAAGACAGCACCGAUAGCAGGAGAGACGAAGGUUUGGCAAUAUGUCAUGCUCAUGCGUCGGAUUUAUAUGAUCGAUUGCCCUGGAGUGGUAUAUCCUCAGGGAGAUUCGGAGACCCAAAUCAUUCUCAAGGGAGUGGUUCGUGUUGAAAACGUGAAAGAUCCGGAGAAUCAUGUGCAAGGUGUGCUAGACCGCGUGAAACCUGAGCAUUUGAUGAAACAUUAUGGGAUUGACGAGUGGACGGAUGCUGAAGACUUCAUGACGAAAAUUGCUGUGAAGCAGGGCCGUCUUCUGAAGGGUGGAGAGCCCGACAUCACAGCAAUAGCGAAAUCGGUCUUGAAUGAUUUCCAACGAGGCAAACUACCUUAUUUUGUUGUGCCACCAGGCUGUGAAGAACGAGCUAAGAAAGAGUUUGAUCAGGCACCCAUUAACGAGACCAGUGCUGAUGACGAUGAACUGCCUUUUGGUACGAAAAGUGAAUUAGGGGACGAUGAGGAGGAACCAGAAAGCAAUUGUUCAGCAGAGCCAGACGGCACUGUACAAACGGAAGAAAUGGAUGAGGACGACGAAUUGACCGAUGUAGGCUCGUUGUGCUCCGGACUUUCUGAUUUGUCUGGAGUAAGCGAUUUGGAGGAGGAUCUCGAAGCUAUGCACUCUGAUGAUCAAGAGGAAAAGGUUUGCCUCUGUUUCUACCCUUCACUUCAUGUGAAUCCGGAUGCAUUUUGUCUGCAGGAGAAAGAAGCUCAUGAAAAAGCAGAGAGUAAAGAAAAGCGAGGCAGAGGUGUACGUGCUGGGAAGAAACACACCAAAAAGAGGCGGAUAGGUGGUAAAUCGAUCGUUGAGGCAGCAGCUGGGUCAUCAAAAGCAACUGGUGUUGUUGAGUUUGGAACGAAAAAAGCCAACAGCAAGAGGGACAACUCCUGGCGAAGAAAGCUACAGAAAAAACAAAAGGUGAAACAUCAACAGUAG